AUCACAACCCAUGCGCACCCAAACCAAACCGCCUUCACGCAAUCACUUCCGUCGACGCUUCGAGCAGAUCCACCACCGCUCCCAAUUCCCAACCCCCAACACCAGCCAUCUCCUCCAUGGCGCGGGCACCCGUCCUCCUCCUGCUCGCCCUCCUCGCCGCGGCCCUCGCCGCGGCCACCCCGGCGGCGGCGCUGGGCGGCCGCGGCGCGCGGGUCGGCGGGUGGGGCCCCAUCCCGGACGUGAGGGACGCGCACAUCCAGGAGCUGGGCGGGUGGGCGGUGGAGCAGCACGCGAGGCUGGCCAGCGACGGGCUGCGGUUCCGCCGUGUCACGCGCGGCGAGCAGCAGGUGGUCUCCGGCAUGAACUACCGCCUCUUCGUCGACGCCGCCGACGGCUCCGGCAGGAGCGCGCCCUACCUCGCCGAGGUCUACGAGCAGUCCUGGACCAAGACCCGCCAGCUCACCUCCUUCAAGCCGGCGGCCAACUGAUCCGCUCCCCCUCCGGCGCGCGUCGAUCCGCGGCCGGCGACCGCGUCCGCUCCGGUUAAUCUCGUCCGCCCGUCCUUUGUAGUCGUACCACUAGUGCUGCCAAUAAAUGAGUCGCGUGGUUUGGCCGUCACUCCUGCAGUUCAUCAUCCUGACUACUACUACUAGUAUAUUUGGCAAAUAAAAUCGUGAGUACUCUGA
This is a messenger RNA of Aegilops tauschii subsp. strangulata, 686 nucleotides long. Its product is annotated as cysteine proteinase inhibitor 8. The record is from RefSeq and is a predicted model, not a curated record. NCBI's taxonomy places the organism in Eukaryota, Viridiplantae, Streptophyta, Magnoliopsida, Poales, Poaceae. Gene Ontology annotation, molecular function: cysteine-type endopeptidase inhibitor activity.